Molecule: messenger RNA, 525 nt
Organism: Pollicipes pollicipes
Lineage: Eukaryota; Metazoa; Arthropoda; Thecostraca; Pollicipedomorpha; Pollicipedidae
Exons: 4
Coding region: 19-525 (168 amino acids)
Source: RefSeq, a predicted model, not a curated record
GACACGACCGUUGGCGCCAUGACGGCCGGCUGCCGGGAGCUGCGCGCUCUGCUGGGGCUGCCCCCACCGGACGGACGGCGCGGAGACGCCCUCGCCGAGGACGGGCUGUCGCCCCGGCAGCGGGAAGGCCUUCGCGAGGACACUGCAGUCGGGGACGAGCAGCCGGAGGGGAGACAGGCGCGCGAGGAGGCGGCCGACGGCGAUGGUGGCACACUGCGGGAGGUGGAGACCCGGCCGCAGGACGGCGGGACGGCCGGCGUGGCAAGUCGCUCCAAACAGCCGGACGCAAAAGACGAGGCGGACGGGCGCCGCCGCGAGCCCGCCUACGACUGGGCGGUGCCGCCGGCCGAGAAGACGGUGCCGUACCACGUGGCGCCCGGCUCGCCGCUGUACCGCACCUCGCACCUGGUGCUGUUCGAGCAGGCGCCGGCCAUGCAGUACGAUAUGGAGCACGUCAAGAGUCUGCCGCUCGCCUGGCUCUGGCUGUCACUCGAGACGCACGCGCUGGCCGACCCGCUCCGCUGA